ACCUCGAUAAAUUGUGUUUGGACAGAGCUUUGACUGCUCACGGCUCGCAGCUGCCUCUUCUCCCUCACUGUGCUCUCCUCAGCAGGGGGAAAGGCAGCCACACAAACUGGCCCCAGGGAAGAGGGGGAACAUCCCUGGAACAGAGCAGCCCCCGGGAUAAAUGGGGCUCCAGAACGCCAAAGCCUCCUGGGUGAAGAGAACCAACAUCGUGAUGCUGGGGCUGGACUCCGCGGGGAAAUCCACGCUGCUCUGCAGGCUCCGGUACAAAGAUGUUUUCCUAACGCUGCCCACCAUCGGCUUCAACGUGGAUAUGAUCGAAGCAGGGAAGGAUUUCACGCUGACAUUUUGGGAUGUUGGAGGGCAGAAGAAGAUGAGAGAGCUCUGGAGCAAUUUCCUGGAAGACAGCGACGGGCUGCUGUACGUGGUGGACAGCUCUGCCAAGCACCGGCUGGACGAAUCCAGGAGGGAAUUCGAGCUCAUUUUAAAGAACGAAUCCCUAAAAAACGUCCCCGUGGUGGUGCUGGCCAACAAGCAGGAUUUGCCUGGAGCUCUGAACGCCGAGGAGAUCACCAGGAGGUUCAAGAUGAAGAAGUUCUGCAGUGACAGGAACUGGUACGUGCAGCCCUGCUGUGCCAUCACGGGCGAGGGGCUGGCAGAGGCUCUGCAGAGAGUGGCCACGUUUGCCAGGCAGUACAGCAAGUCCAAGGAGACUUUCACCACCCUGAAGGAGCUCAGUGCCUUUUAAAGGUUUCUGUCAUCCACCCUGAAGGAGCUCAGUGCCUUUGAAGGAUUUCUAUCAUCCACUUUUGAUGACCCUUAACAUAUUUUGUUGGACAGAUUCUGGAUUCUGGAAGAACUUUUAUACAUAAAUAUUUAUAAAGGACUUUGACAAUGUUAAAUUCUACUGUUAUACCUGCAGAUACUUGAUGUACCUGAUAGGGUAUCUCAUACCUGAGAUAGGACUCUGUAGCAUUUUAUUUUUUUUAAUUUACUUGGGGUUAUUCAAGUUGAAUUCUGAGAAAGGGGCAGUCGAGAACAUGGGAAUAAAAUAGGUAAGCAGUGUUAAAGUGCCUUAAAUCAAAUGAAGAUCCAAAUUAAUUUUUUCAAGACAUAAACCAGCCAAGUCAUUUGGUCAGGAGUGGGAUGAGAGCUUCAGCAAGAGUUUGGCUGUUUCUGCAUUCCAGGAACAAUUCCUGCAGAGAGGCUGUGGGAGCAGGAUGAGCCCAGCCCCAGACAGGGCCUGGCUCCAGAGCUGUCACCAGGCUGUGACGUCCCCUUGUCCCAGAUACCCACUGCUCUGUCCCUGCCCUCCUCCCAGAGCCACCAGUCAGGGAACAGCUGAAUCCCACUGGUUUUGUGCUGAAUUCCCAGCUCUGGGUCUGCAAAUUUUCCUCUUGUGCUCCCAGAUUUUUUUUUUGUUUCAGGAUUAUACCAAAGAAGUAGGUGGGAAGUAGGAAGUUUACAUUUCUUUCUUACUAAUAAACAGACAGGAAUGUCAAGUUAUAAAAGGGUGAAGCAGCAGUAAAAUCACCCAGACAUACCCUGCUGUGUCAUGCACAGGUUAUUCAAAGACCAAAAAAAUCAUCAGGUGGAUUUGCUGAAGUAGUAAACAAAGGGGAAUUUCUCAAUUGAAGUUGUUAUUAAUACUGAGACUAAUUAAUUACCAGGGGUUAAAUCCUGAGUCAUGCUGAGAUUCCUGCUAAAAGCACAGCAAGUGUCUGGAUUUCUCAUUGCCUGCUUUGAUGAUUUGGGCUCAGUAGAAAAUGUCAUCUUCUGUCCCUAAAAAGAUCUUUAAAAGUCAUUAAUGCUGGUUUUCUGUGCCAAACAAUUCAAUGUUUAAAACUGUGAUAUUUCAUAUAAAUACAUUUAUAAAUGUU
Molecule: messenger RNA, 1877 nt
Organism: Oenanthe melanoleuca
Lineage: Eukaryota; Metazoa; Chordata; Aves; Passeriformes; Muscicapidae
Gene: ARL14
Product: ADP ribosylation factor like GTPase 14
Exons: 1
Coding region: 161-745 (194 amino acids)
Biological process (GO): vesicle-mediated transport; intracellular protein transport
Cellular component (GO): cytoplasm
Molecular function (GO): GTPase activity; GTP binding
Source: RefSeq, a predicted model, not a curated record